Daktulosphaira vitifoliae (grape phylloxera) is the source of this 1532-nucleotide messenger RNA. RefSeq names its product elongation of very long chain fatty acids protein AAEL008004-like. The transcript has 8 exons. Gene Ontology annotation, molecular function: fatty acid elongase activity. Gene Ontology annotation, cellular component: endoplasmic reticulum membrane. The record is from RefSeq and is a predicted model, not a curated record. The coding region runs from base 238 to 1071 and encodes 277 amino acids. Gene Ontology annotation, biological process: fatty acid elongation, saturated fatty acid; fatty acid elongation, polyunsaturated fatty acid; fatty acid elongation, monounsaturated fatty acid. NCBI's taxonomy places the organism in Eukaryota, Metazoa, Arthropoda, Insecta, Hemiptera, Phylloxeridae.
UUAGUGUUUAUUAAUUACUAUUUUAAUUAUAUUUUUAAAAUUUAAUAUUUAAAAAUAUAAGUGAGUUACUUUCUAAGCCUAUAUUGUGUUUUUAUAUUGUAAAUUAUAAUAGGCAUAAGUGAAUAAUUAAUAUUAUUGAAAAAAUUAAAAAUCUUGAAGACAUACCUCAAAAGAGUUGAAAUAUUCCCAAUCAAUUGAAAUAAUAACUUUUUGAGGUUAUUUAUUAAAGUACUCAGAAUGGCUAAUGGAACUAUUACAGGUUUUCAAGACUUUAUAACUGAUGUGAAAAUUAAAAUGUUCACAAUUUUUGGUCAAGAAUUAAAAUUUGAUAAAGAAGCAGACUCUUGGCUGUUUAUGCCCACACCAUGGCCUGUAUUGUCAAUUAUAAUGAUUUAUUUAUUGUUUGUAUUAAAUGUUGGACCAAAAAUGAUGAAAAACCGUAACCCUCCAAAUUUAAAAUACAUUAUUUUAGUUUACAACAUAAUUCAAAUUUUACACAAUGGAUACAUGGUUUCAACAAUAUUUUACCCUGGUAUAGCUUCAACUAUAUUCGGGAGUUUAUGUGUACCAUAUGUAGAAAAUGAAAACCCACAUUUGUUUCACAUGUUUUUAGAGUAUUCGUGGCAUUUUUUCAUAUCAAAAAUUAGUGAUCUCAUGGACACAGUAUUUUUUGUGCUUAGAAAAAAACAAUCACACGUAACAUUUUUACAUACAUACCAUCAUGUGAACAUGGUUAUUACUACUUGGGCACAUUUAAGAUACAUUAAAGGUUAUCAAGGUGUUUUUUAUGGAUUAAUAAACUCAUUCAUUCAUAUGGUUAUGUACACAUACUACUUUUUAUCAGCUCUAGGACCUCAAAUGCAAAAAUAUUUGUGGUGGAAAGUAUAUUUGACCCAGUUACAGAUGGUUCAAUUUAUAAUAAUGUUGAUCUAUGGUGUAUACUUGUAUUUAAACGAUUGUAAAUUCCCAAAGAUAUUUACCAUUUAUAUAGCAGCCGAUUUAUUACUAUUUUUGUACUUAUUUAUGAUGUUUUAUCGAAGAAUAUACAAUAAAAAAGGAAAAAUUGAAUAGUUUCAACAAACACUAUACAGUACUUUUAUUUAAAUUCUAUUUUAUAUUAUUUAUUUAAUAAUAUUUUAUUUAAAUAUUUGUUACUUUUUAAAUGUUAGGGUAUAAUUAAUAGUAUAUUUUAUUUAAUGUACCAAUUGGUUUAAAAAUAUUUUUACCUUUUUUUUUAUACACAUUUUUCAUUAUUAAUACUCAUAUAAUACUAAUUAAUUUGAAAUUUGUUUUGUUAAAAAGUACAAUAAAAAUACAUUGCUGUUUUACUGAAAAAAAAUAUCAAUAAGAAAAUUAUUCUUUCAAUAUGUGAUAUGAUUAUACGGAAAAAAAAUGAAAACGUGGAUCAAGUAUAUUCACAAAAUACGUGUUAUGAUAUUUUCUAUAAGUACUUGAUGAACAACUAUAAUUUAAUUUUUCGCUAAUUUGUUAAUAUACAGUUGUUGGUAAUAAUUAACUAAACUUUUAAAUCA